Messenger RNA from Rubroshorea leprosula, 2052 nucleotides. NCBI's taxonomy places the organism in Eukaryota, Viridiplantae, Streptophyta, Magnoliopsida, Malvales, Dipterocarpaceae. The record is from the annotation of a GenBank genome assembly.
CCCUGUCGAUCAGUCUAUACUUAUUUUUUCAAAGCAAAAAAUACAAAAUUAAAUAUGCAGGUGAGAUAUUUGGUGUUGUGGAUGGUGGUGAUGGUGGUGAUGAUGGUCAUAUUGCCAUCUUCCACCGUCACAGCAAUUUCAAAUAUUUCUUUAGAAAACUGCCCGCAAACAUGUGGGAACGUUAGCGUUCCUUACCCUUUUGGAAUUGGUAGUCCUGAAUGCGCCAAAAACAAAGACUUCCUGCUUAACUGCAGCCAGAGCGACCUCUUCUAUGGGAACAUCCUAAUUUACAACAUAUCAAUUGAAAACGGCACCAUCACCGGAGGCAUUUGGCGUGCCUACAAUUGCGACAACGAAUCUUACUUGUGGCAGCGGAAUAUCAGCCUCAGAAUCUCGCCCUUCACCAUCUCCCACACUCAAAACAAGUUGAUUGGUUUAGGCUGCGACACCGUGGCCUCAAUGAGCGACAACCUGGGAGGGUUUGGAAGUGGGUGCUUCGCCGUCUGCAAUUACCGUGACGAUAUUGAAAGUGACGGUUCUUGCUCCGGUUUCGGAUGUUGCCAGACUUCCAUCCCCAAGCACCUCAAUUCAUUGAACUUUUGGGUUAGCAGCUUCUAUAAUCACAGAUAUGUUUCGGGCUUCAACCCCUGCAGUUAUGCUUAUGUGGUUGAAAAUUCCUUCAACAUCUCGACAAUUAACUUCCUUGGUCACCCAAACGAAACAUUAACGAGUACGCCUGCGGUGCUUGAAUGGGUGGUCGGAAAGCAGCACUGCCAAGCAAGAGAAGGGUUCACCGGAAAUCCUUAUCUCCUGAAUGGAUGCCAAGGAGGCUUUGGUUCAGUUUACAAGGCAGUUUUAGCAGACAACAUCGAAGUUGCUGUUAAGAAGGCCAAAGAUGUGGACAAGGAAAGAAUAAACGAGGAAUUUCAGCAUGAAAUUAGCAUUGUUUCUCAGGUUAACCAUAAGAAUGUUGUGAAGCUCUUAGGCUUAUGUUUGGAGACCAAAGUUCCAUUGUUGGUUUAUGAGUUCAUUUCAAAUGGAACCCUUUACCAUCAUAUCCAUGACAAGCGAUCACAUGUUUUAAGGUCAUGGAAGAAUCGUCUGAGGAUUGCUGCAGAGAUUGCGCUUGCACUUGACUAUUUGCAUUCUUUAGCAGACCCACCAAUCAUUCAUGGUGAUGUGAAAUCAAUGAACGUAUUGUUGGACGAUCACUACACAGCCAAAGUAUCUGAUUUUGGGGCUUCUGUACUCAUCUCACCAAACCAAACUGGAAUUGGCUCCAAAAUACAAGGAACACUUGGAUAUUUGGAUCCGGAGUACCUAAUGACUGGUAAUUUGACAACAAAGAGUGAUGUUUAUAGCUUUGGAGUCGUCUUGGUGGAGCUGUUGACUGGGGAGAAGCCUACUUCAGGCGUUAGAGAUGGGGAGAAGAGAAACAUUAUUCAGUAUUUCAUUUUAUCUAUUGAAGAUGGUCGUAUUGCCCAAGUUUUGAAUUUUGAGCCUGCCGAUGACGAGGAAAUGAAGGAAGUAGAAGAAGUUGCUGAGCUUGUGAAGAGAUGCCUUAAUGGUAGUAGCCUAAAAAGGCCAACCAUGAAGGAAGUUGCCGAGGAGCUUGCAAGGCUAAAAAGGCUUAGUGAUAACGUUUGGGCUAAAGAGGAAAAUAAAGAAGCUGAGUGCUUGCUAGGAGAAUCCUCAUCAUAUAAUUAUGAAUCAAAUACCAAGAUGGAACAAAUGGAAACCUACACUGUGCACACAACAUUUGACAUUGAACAGGCAUCAACUCUUAGCAUCUAGUCUUUCCUGCUACUAUAAUCUUCCAUAUGUGAUUAGUCACGAUAUUUUCCUAAAAAAUGCUGAGCAUUUGUGAAGGCUUUCCUUGCUACUUGGUUCUUGGUUCUUUAUGUUUAUGUAAGUGUUGUAUUUGCUAAAUUUGAUUUAAGCAGGUCAAAAUGUCUACAAAAUAUGAUUUUUCUGGACUUAAUGCAUAUAAUACUAGUUGCCUCCUAUUUACAUGGAAAGGCCAAAUAAUGUGAAGAAAGUAGAACUGUAGAA